Molecule: messenger RNA, 471 nt
Organism: Psylliodes chrysocephalus
Lineage: Eukaryota; Metazoa; Arthropoda; Insecta; Coleoptera; Chrysomelidae
Source: the annotation of a GenBank genome assembly
AUGUUUGCCAUAAUUACCGAUAGAAACUUUUCUCCAUUGGAUAUACGUUUGUAUCCUUUAACACUGAAUUUUUAUAGAAAACGCUCGGCUGUUAAAUUAUUACACUCUCAUACCGAUGCUGUAAUAGAUAGAAAAAUUGAACAGAUAAAAAACUGUGAUGAAAAAAAUAAAAAACUAAACGAUAGUGGAACAAAAAAGAGAAUGGCCUUUUUAGAUUUGCUUUUGAAAAGCACUAUAGAUGGUUUUCCUUCAACUAGAGAAGAUAUUAAAGAAGAAGUAGAUACGUUUAUGUUUGAGGGCCAUGAUAGUACAUCUUCAGGUAUUUCGUUUGCGAUGUAUACCUUACCAAAUAAUCAACGAAUGCAGCAAAAAGCAUUGGAAGAACAAAUUGAAAUAUUUGGCGGAUCAACAAAGAAGCCCGAUCAACCACAUCUGAUUUUCAAAAAAUUAAAUAUUUGGAACUUGUUAUAA